AUGGCGACCUUGGAUUCAUCGAACUCUUCCACUGAAACUGGCAUUGGAACAAUCCCUAACCCUGAUCCUAAUUCUUCAAAAGAUACAAUUCCAGAUCCUCCUAACUCCAAUUCCCCCGCUGUAUGCCUCAUCAAUUUCGCAGGAGAUUCCGCCCGUGGUGCCUUCAUGGGCUCCAUCUUCGGUUUCGGUUCGGGAUUGAUUAAAAAGAAGGGCUUUAAAGUCUCCUUUGUGGAGGCAGGAUCUUAUGCCAAGACAUUUGUAGUUUUGUCAGGAGUACACAGUUUGGUUGUCUGCUUUUUGAAGAGACUGCGAGGAAAAGAUGAUGGUAAGCCUUGUAAAAAAAACUCUGUAACAACCCCUAUUUUUGUUUUGCACUUGGCACGUUGAUACUCGGUAAUGUUGUCUUUCUCUGCAG
This is a messenger RNA of Hibiscus syriacus, 415 nucleotides long. RefSeq names its product mitochondrial import inner membrane translocase subunit TIM22-3-like. The record is from RefSeq and is a predicted model, not a curated record. Gene Ontology annotation, molecular function: transmembrane protein transporter activity. NCBI's taxonomy places the organism in Eukaryota, Viridiplantae, Streptophyta, Magnoliopsida, Malvales, Malvaceae. Gene Ontology annotation, biological process: protein insertion into mitochondrial inner membrane; protein targeting to chloroplast. The coding region runs from base 1 to 387 and encodes 128 amino acids. Gene Ontology annotation, cellular component: chloroplast envelope; TIM22 mitochondrial import inner membrane insertion complex. The transcript is spliced from 3 exons.